Penicillium canariense is the source of this 312-nucleotide messenger RNA. Its product is annotated as copper metallochaperone COX17. The transcript has 2 exons. Bases 1 to 312 code for a protein of 103 amino acids. NCBI's taxonomy places the organism in Eukaryota, Fungi, Ascomycota, Eurotiomycetes, Eurotiales, Aspergillaceae. Gene Ontology annotation, biological process: mitochondrial respiratory chain complex IV assembly. Gene Ontology annotation, molecular function: copper ion binding; copper chaperone activity. The record is from RefSeq and is a predicted model, not a curated record. Gene Ontology annotation, cellular component: mitochondrial intermembrane space.
AUGCGCCAGUCGCAGAUCCGCUACUCAACCACUACUGGUGCAUUGAGCAAGGGUCUACGGAUUGAGCCAUUGACCCAGCAACCCGUUUCACUAACAAUUGCCGUUGAAGAAAAACCUGCUCCCGCUCCAGCCGAGCCUAAGACCCAGCCCGCUCAAUCCGAAAAGCCCAAGCCCUGCUGUGUCUGCAAAGACGAGAAGACCGCCCGCGAUGACUGCAUGCUCUUCUCCAAGUCAGACGAUCCCGCUAAGGAGUGCAAGUCGAUGAUUGAGCAGUACAAGACUUGCAUGGCUGGCUAUGGCUUCAAGGUCUAG